Molecule: messenger RNA, 1342 nt
Organism: Clarias gariepinus (North African catfish)
Lineage: Eukaryota; Metazoa; Chordata; Actinopteri; Siluriformes; Clariidae
Gene: gsg1l2b
Product: gsg1-like 2b
Exons: 5
Coding region: 177-1070 (297 amino acids)
Cellular component (GO): plasma membrane
Source: RefSeq, a predicted model, not a curated record
UCUCUCCAGGACCCUGAAUGGCAGGACGAGGACAGGCGUCUCACACAGUAACCUUUAGGGCACCUUGCGCAAAAAACAUAAUAUUUCAUAGGCUCUGAUCAUCACCCAGUCGUUCCUACGGCGGUUUUUGAGGCUACCGCGGAAAAAUAUUCGCCCCGUGCGUGCGUGCGUGCGUUAUGGAGCGGCGGCGGAGGGCAUCUCUGGCGCUCGCGCUCAACUUGGUGGCGCUGCUGCUGGCCGCGUGCGCGCUCGGCACGAGCCACUGGUGCGCGGGAAGCCGGAAAGUACUGAAGCCGUUCUGCACCGGACCGCUGCCUCUCACACACCGGCACUCACACUGCAUCCGGUACAACAGCUCGAGCGCCAACGACAGCCGCCAGGUGCAGUACGUCUGGGAAACCGGAGAGGACAAGUUUGUCCUGAGGAAGUUCCACAGCGGUAUAUGGCUGUCCUGCGAGCAGAACAUCGACCUGAAGGGUGAGUACUGCAGAAGUUUCAUAAAUAUUCCCCCUCCACACGAGAGAGGGGUCUUGUGGCUGUGCAUCGUUGCAGAAUGUCUGUACAUCCUGCUCCUGGCCACUGGUGGAAUCCUGAUGUCUAUUGAGGUCUGCCACUUUGGGAACGUCAUCGACGGACUCAAACUCAAUGCCUUUGCCGCAAUAUUCACCGUCUUGUCAGGUCUCCUUGGCAUGGUUGCACACAUGAUGUACACAACAGCCUUUCAACUCACUGUAAGUCUGGGACCUGAGGACUGGAAGCCCCAAAGCUGGGAUUACAGCUGGUCUUACAUGUUGGCCUGGGGUUCGUUUACAGCAUGCAUGGCGUCUUCAGUGACCACCAUCAACAGAUACACAAAGACUAUCCUGGAGUUCAAGCAUAAGCGGAGGAACAUGGAGAAGAACCUGAAAAUCAAGCAGCAGCUCUUAGAGCUGGAUUGCCCGGACCAGAUGUGGGACAUGUAUAUCAGCUCGGUGCCGAGCACAGCCGAGGAACUGCUGGAGUUGUCCAGUCCGAGCCGUAAGCUGUCCAACCAUGACAUGGGCGAUCAGCAGGGGGAGGAGUACUGCUGAGGCCUUGUUCAAUAAACUGCAGAAAUUCCAUUCUACCUGCUUGUGAAAGUGCUAUAUUGGUAGAUACAUUUGCAAAUGGCAUUGAAAGUCACAGUUUUAGCCUGCUAUCCCGCUGGCGGGAUGAUCUUCUUUAGAGCAUUACAUAUUCCCCCCAAAAAUCUGAAGAUUCUGUUUGUUUCCUGUAAAAUCUGUUAAAUUGUGAGGUAUUUGCAAACUUGACAACUAUUUGCCACUUCAUUUCGUCAAGCUGCUACAAAACCUGAUAUUCGAUC